CCGAUGAGCAGGACUGAAAUGAUGCGAGCCACCUGUGUUCUCGAAAUGCCAGUCGCAAUCUCCCCGCUGCGCACACUUUCUUCAUCCACGCCGACCUUCUUCACAACACUCCCAUUCUCACUGAUUGGAAGCGCCUCAGAGUUUGGCGGCGUCUCACUGGUAACUGGCACAUUGCUGAGAAGAGGCGACUGCUCGGUUGGUUGGCCACCUGCUGGGUCUGAAAUUCGUGCCAUGGUUGCUCCGCCAAACAAUGGACUGCAACUGAUCAGUUUUGUCGAUGCAGUUAUCACAAGGUUUUCCCAACAAGAAAAAUCAAUCGCGCUUCUGCCUUCAGCUCGUGGCCGGCCUCGGCCAAAAAUCCGAAAUAGUCGUCCCCGGAAACAAAGACUUAUCGCCGGCCGGUGUAAUACAGCUCGGGCGAUCACGACAUACAAAAGGCAAUGUCGCAAGGCUCGUUUGGUGGCAUUUACCCCAUCUUCAGGGGCUCUGCGAACUGCUAGUGCAGCUGCAAGCAUGUUUGACAACACCACACGAAGCCAUCCGGGAUGUGGGGGCCGGUAGUGGUCAACAGCGAGUAUUGGUCUUUGCAAUUGCCGCGAACUAUUACGCAAUCAACAAGGCAGAGUAAGAACCAUUCCUCGGCAACCUCACAAUCACCGGUCCACCGGUCUGGUGCCGAUCAAAGAAAUGAUAAAUAUGAAUCAAAAUGUCUCUCCAUGCUUCUUGGAUAUCUGUCACCUCAUCAACCUCUUUGCAUUGGCCCCCGAAGUGACUUGUCGCCAUGCGUUUCUUAGGAGCUGCACUUGCAGCAGGUCUGCAAUUGCCCACGGCGGCUUUGGCCAGCCAUGGCAGCCAAAAGCCGUUGGGAGAUGACCGGCUGGACAGCACACCGGCAACCAAGGGGGGCAAGCAGCCAAAUAUUGUCUUCAUCCUGACCGAUGACCAAGAUUUGCACAUGAACUCCCUCGACUAUGUCCCCCUGAUCAAGAAGCACCUUCUCGACGAGGGCACCCUCUACAAGCGCCACUACUGCACCACAGCCAUCUGCUGCCCCGCCAGAGUAUCUCUCUUGACCGGCCAGCAAGCUCACAACACCAAUGUCACCGAUGUCAACCCUCCACAUGGUGGCUAUCCCAAGUUCAUCAGUCAAGGGUUGAACAACAACUACCUCCCAAUCUGGCUUCAGGAGGCCGGCUACAACACCUACUACACCGGCAAGCUGUUCAACGCCCACACUGUCGAGAACUACAACUCGCCCUACCCGGCCGGCUGGAACGGCUCCGACUUUCUCCUGGACCCAUACACCUACAAUUAUCUCAAUUCCUCCUUCCAACGGAACCAGGACCCCCCCAAGAGCUACGAGGGAUUCCACUCUGUCGACGUCCUCGCGGAGAAGUCCCUCGGUUUCGUCGACGAAGCCGUCAGAGCCGACGGCCCCUUCUUCCUCGGCAUCGCCCCCGUCGCUCCCCACAGCAACGUCGAGUCGAACACUCUGGGGGAUGACAUGGGCGACGACUGGGGCAACCUCCCCGACAUUGAGGAGUUCGCCAAGUUCGGCCCCCCCGUCCCGGCAAAGCGCCACGAGCAUUUGUUCAAAGACGUCAAGAUCCCCCGGACCCCCAACUUCAACCCUGACAAGCCGACGGGGGCGAACUGGGUCCGGCUUCGCAAGAAGCUCAACCAAGAGAAUAUUAACUACAAUGAUCAUUUUUACCGCCAGAGGCUUCGCACCCUGCAGUCGGUCGACGAGCUGGUUGCUUCGGUUGUGGAGCGGUUGGAGGAGCAUGGCGUUCUGGAUAAUACGUACAUUUUUUACACGACCGAUAAUGGGUAUCAUAUCAGUCAGCACCGUCUUAAUCCUGGGAAGGAGUGCGGGUUUGAGGAGGAUAUCAACAUCCCGCUUAUCAUUCGCGGUCCUGGCGUGGCGAAGGGGGUGGUUUCGGAGAUUGUCACCACGCACGUUGACUUGGCGCCUACGAUUCUUAACAUUGCCGGUUUGCCUCACCGAGCGGACUUUGAUGGUGAGGCGAUUCCGCUGAGUCGGAACGACAUUGAGGACACGGUCAAGACGAGACACGAGCAUGUGACGGUGGAGUUUUGGGGGUUUGCUGUUUCGGAGGGGGGCAAGUUGUUUGAUGAGGAUGAGGAGAGGUUGACGCUGAAUAACACGUACAAGGGGUUGAGGAUUAUUGGGAGGGGGUAUAAUUUUUAUUACGCGGUUUGGUGCAAUAAUGAGCAUGAGCUUUAUGAUUUGAGUACUGACCCCUACCAAAUCAACAAUUUGCUUCAUCCUACGACUACCAAGCCCAAGACUCUUCUUGGGGUGGAGUUUCACAAGGUGAUUGCCCGGUUGGAUUCUUUGUUGUUUGUGCUCAAGUCUUGCAAGGGGAGGACUUGUGUCAGGCCGUGGGAGGCGCUGCAUCCGCAGGGGAAUGUGGCCAACUUGCAUGAUGCGCUCGGGAAGAGGUUUGAUGUUUUUUAUGAGCAGCAGCAGAAGAAGGUUAGGUUUGAUAGGUGCGAGUUGGGGUAUAUUGUUGAUGCCGAGGGGCCGCAGUUCGAGAGGGAUGGGGUGGUGUAUAGAGCGGGAGCGGAGGGGGGGUAUAAGAGGGGGGGGAUCAGUUGGAGUGAGUGGACUUAA
Podospora pseudocomata is the source of this 2638-nucleotide messenger RNA. RefSeq lists its product as uncharacterized. Gene Ontology annotation, molecular function: arylsulfatase activity; glycosaminoglycan binding; N-acetylglucosamine-6-sulfatase activity. Gene Ontology annotation, biological process: phenol-containing compound metabolic process. The transcript has 3 exons. Bases 782 to 2638 code for a protein of 618 amino acids. NCBI's taxonomy places the organism in Eukaryota, Fungi, Ascomycota, Sordariomycetes, Sordariales, Podosporaceae. The record is from RefSeq and is a predicted model, not a curated record.